Molecule: messenger RNA, 810 nt
Organism: Penicillium alfredii
Lineage: Eukaryota; Fungi; Ascomycota; Eurotiomycetes; Eurotiales; Aspergillaceae
Product: Histidine phosphatase superfamily clade-2
Exons: 2
Coding region: 1-810 (269 amino acids)
Molecular function (GO): acid phosphatase activity
Source: RefSeq, a predicted model, not a curated record
AUGGAAUCCGCGAAAAAAGGUUGUCUCAAAGGCUUACAGCAGACCAAAGGACAGGAUCCAAGCGCAAAAAGUGGCCGAGCCACUCCAGAGGUUGGUGCUAUCAUCUUCGACACUAAGGGUUUUAAUAAUAUCUUGAACCACAAUACCUGUCCAAAGUUUGAAAAGAUGAAGAAACCUAUUCAACGAGACUCUGCCAACGCAUACUCGAAGACAUUUGUGCCAUCAAUCCAAAAUCGACUCAAAAGCACGUUUCCUGUUGUGGGCUUCUCUGACGACGACAUUAUCGAAUUGAUGGAGCUUUGCGCUUUCGACGCCGUCGCUGCAACUCCAGAUGCAAGAGAGAAACCCCCAAUUUGCGAUAUUUUCGCCGAGCUUAACUGGAUUAAGUUCGACUACGCCCAAUCGUUGAGCAAAAACCCGGUCUCUGACCAAAAACCAGUAAAUCACACCUUCGACAAGCCGGGUGCCUCUACUUUCCCGGUAGCCCGAGCCAUAUAUCCGGAUUUCACACAUGACAAUGGCAUGAUUCCUGUAUUUUCUGCCAUGGGUCUUUACCAUGAUGAGCUGUCUAAGUCAGAAGCACAGGCUACCGUAGAUGUGGGUGGGCUUUCUACCUCUUGGGUAGUGCCUUUUGCCGCACGCGCGUAUAUCGAGAAGAUGGUUUGCCGUGAUGAUGAGUUCAUUCGUGUAAUUGUGAGUAAGCGCGUCGUCCCGUUUCAAGGGUGUGCUGUUGACGGCCUUGGAUGGUGUACAGUUCAAGACUUUACGUCGGAGUGGAAAUUGGAAAGACUGUUAUACAUAGCGUCUUGA